CAAUCGUGAUGAGCAGUGAGCAGUUAGUGUACAGCACAAUGAUUUCACCAUGGUUUUGACAAGUCACAUCGAUAUUUCUGAGGACAUUUUGUAUUUUGUGUAAAUAAUGUGGCUCGCUUAUUUGUAAAUUAAAGCGGAGGUAAUUUUGAAGAGCUGUGGCCAUCAGCGAGUUCCCUCGAGCAGAGUCUCCGGCUGACGUGACUGCAGGCUCCAGUGCCCCCCAACCAGGGCAAGCCCAUGGAGUUUAUCUAGAAGAGAAGCAGCGUCACAGGCAGGGCUUUUCACACAGAUACUCCCCACAGCGCCUACUCCUUCUGAAAGGAAACCGCCUGUCACCGUUUGGUCUGGUUGUUUGGGCCUUCAACAGUGAAGAAAAUGUCUCCCUUUCUUCGUAUUGGAUUCUCCAACUUUGAGCUGGACUCUGUGCCAUACCAAGAGGAGGUGCUUAACCCCUAUUGUGCAGUGUACAUGAAAGAAGCAGUGGACACAGAGAAGGGGCAGGUCUAUAAGCAAAAGAAGCCAACCAUGUACCCUCCCUGGAACACGACCUUUGACGCCCACAUUAACAGAGGGAGAGUGAUGCACAUCAUCGUGAAGGAUAAGACACUGGAGCUGAAGUCAGAGGCAACGGUGCAGCUGGACUCCCUGGCUACCAGGUGUAAAAAGGAAAAUGGAAAGUUAGAGAUCUGGGUGGAGUUAACGCCACACGGUCGCCUACUGAUGGAGGCCAGGUACUUUCUAGAGAAGAGUGAUGCUGCAGGACACAGUGAGAGUGAGAGUGAGAGUGAGGGAUUCUUUGCCCUGCAUCAGCGUAGGGGGGCUAUCAAGCAGGCCAAGGUUCACAAUGUAAAGUGCCAUGAGUUCACUGCGACGUUCUUCCCUCAGCCCACUUUCUGCUCCGUCUGCCACGAGUUUGUCUGGGGUCUGAAUAAACAGGGCUACCAAUGCAGACAGUGCAAUGUUGCAAUUCAUAAAAAAUGCAUUGACAAAGUGAUAGCCAAAUGUACCGGAUCUGCAGUCAACAGCAAAGAGACAAUGAUCCACAAGGAGAGGUUUAAAAUAGACAUGCCUCACAGAUUUAAAGUCUAUAACUACAAGAGCCCGACAUUUUGUGAACACUGUGGAACACUGCUAUGGGGACUUGCAAGGCAAGGUCUGAAAUGUGAAGAAUGUGGAAUGAACGUUCAUCACAAAUGUCAGAAGAAAGUUGCAAACCUCUGUGGAGUAAAUCAGAAGUUAAUGGCUGAAGCACUGGCCAUGAUUGAAAGUGCACAGCAGGCCCGAUGCAGCCGUGACACAGAGAUCAUUGGCAGGGAGGGGCCAGUUGACAUCAGCCAGCCUGGUGUUAUAAGAGAGCCAUCUGGUGUUCAGCACAUGCCAGCGCCUGUAUCCACAAGGAAAGAUCUCCAGGGAAUAGCCUGGGAAUGUCCCAAAGAACAGCAUCAAGAACCAGAAAUUCCUGAACCCACGUAUGCAGUAGCAAGGAAAGAAAUGCGCAAGUUUACCAUUGAUGAUUUCAUUCUACAUAAAAUGCUGGGAAAAGGAAGCUUUGGAAAGGUGUUUCUUGCAGAACUUAAGUCAAAAAAUCAAUUCUUUGCAGUGAAAGCUCUGAAGAAGGACGUCGUGCUGAUGGAUGAUGACGUGGAGUGCACUAUGGUGGAAAGGAGGGUACUGUCUCUGGCAUGGGAGCAUCCUUUUCUCACACACCUCUACUGCACCUUCCAGACCAAGGAAAACCUCUUCUUUGUGAUGGAAUACCUGAAUGGUGGCGAUCUCAUGUUCCACAUACAGAAUUGCCAUAAAUUUGAAAUGCCAAGAGCAGUGUUCUAUGCUGCUGAAAUUAUUUGUGGUCUCCAGUUCCUUCAUUCUAAAGGCAUCAUAUACAGAGACCUGAAGUUGGAUAACGUACUACUAGAUAAAGAUGGACACAUAAAAAUAGCAGACUUUGGAAUGUGUAAGGAGAACAUGUUUGAGGAUGCCAGGACCUGUACUUUCUGCGGAACCCCUGACUAUAUUGCCCCUGAGAUUUUGCUUGGUCAGAAAUAUGGAAAUUCAGUUGAUUGGUGGUCUUUUGGAGUCCUGCUGUAUGAGAUGCUCAUCGGUCAGUCCCCUUUUCAUGGCAACGAUGAAGAAGAGCUCUUCCAGUCAAUCCGUACUGAUGACCCCUUCUAUCCAAGAUGGCUCCCAAAAGACGCUAAAGAGAUUCUUGUCAAGUUAUUCGUGAGAGAGCCGGAGCGUAGACUGGGAGUGAAAGGAAAUAUCCGCCAGCACGUUUUCUUCAGAGACAUCAACUGGACGGUGCUGGAGAACAGAGAGGUCGAGCCACCCUUCAAACCCACUGUGAAAUCUCCAAAUGACUGCAGCAAUUUUGAUAAGGAGUUCUUAAAUGAGAAACCGAGACUCUCUUGUGCUGACAGGGCCCUCAUCAACAGUGUGGACCAAACUAUGUUCAACAAUUUCUCCUUUGUUAACCCCAAAAUGGACAGGCUUAAUAAGCCUGUGGAAAUUGUUCACUGACACGUUGAAUGUGUUAUGAAUGCAAUUCAUUAUAUUCCAUUUACAGGAGUUCAGUGUGUUAUUUGUGACUUCCUUAAUCAGAAGCAACUGUUAAUUGCUAACCUCGGUCUGUGAAAUCUUACUAAUAUGAUUCAUAUGAUUUUUGUUUCUUGAAUAAUGGUCACAGAAAAUAAUUUAUUAACGAGGAUGUGUUAUGUCUUUAGAUAUAUUUAAUGUAAUUUGUGUAAUUUUUGCUUUGUUAGUGUUUAUAAACUGGCAACAUGGUUGCAUUUUGCAUGAAGAUUAUUGUGUACUGUGUAAUUGUGCCUUGUUCAGUUUGUCACUUGCUCGGUCAGAUUCUUAUAAUGGCAAACAAACUGACAAAUAUAAAGAGACUGUGCUUAGUACUUUGACUUUAGCUCGCUUACCCAAGGAAAUGACAGUGCUGAUCGGAGAUCGACAUUGUCCCGACCCCCCCAGAAGAUUCCCAAAAACACAGAUGCAGAUUUCGAACACUGAGCCAAGAUCAAGUCUUAGCAGUGUCACCUGAACCAAGCAGAAGGUGCAUGUAACAAAUGAAAAACAAUUAGAAGCCAGGCUGGCACUCAUUUGAACUAGAGGAUUCGGAUAUGUGGUGUGUAAGAAGCACGUAUGCAGCAGGCGACAAAAUGCAAGUCAGCCAGCAGGUGGCUUCACUGGCAGCUAGCAACAGCAGCAUGCGUGGCAAGUUCGAUUCGGAACUCAGUGGUGGGCAGUGGAAGAUGUUGCAGCAAGCGGGGGGAGUAGUUCAGCACAAAAACAGGAUCUUGCUGAGUUUCUACAGAAGAUAAGAACGUUUCAGAAGCUGAAGUCACGAAAAGAGAAGGAAUAACAGUAUAGUGUGGAUUUGGGAGGGGGAAGGGCUGACUCUAACCAUUUUGAUGCCAGCCAAAAGAGGGGGGGGAGGGGGAUUGGGGGAUCCCACUGCUGUAGCUGCAUUGGCCUGGGCACCAGGAAUAGUGUGGGGAUGAUGAACGACAAAGCCCGUAUACGGUGCAGACCGACGCCACGUGCUCACUCCCGAGGUAAAGAGUAGGAACCAGCAACCACAGGCUCCCGCGGUAGACAGUGAAUAGAAGGGUGAGUGAGUGGGUAAAGAGAUGGAAACGAGAUGUAGACUGGAUCCGUAGGUACGAUGGGCUGGACGCUCAGCCAGAAAUGGAGAGAGAAGGGGAAAGGAAAGAGCGUGCGAGAUUGGGAAGAGGGAAUGGGCAGGGGAACAAAACCGAUGCGGUUGCUCGCAGUUUCUGGAAGGCUUGCUGACGUUAAGAGACCUGAAAGAAAAAACACAAUGAAGGUAAGAUACCAGCAGCCCUGAGUGUGAAAGACGUUCUUGUGCGGAAGAGAAAGACUAGAAUUUGACCUCCUCCUGAACUCUGUUCAAGAACACCAUUAAUUACAAACUUGUGCUCAGGGUAGCUUUGAACAGUGGCGUUAAAUUCAACCAAAGAAAUGAAUGUUUACAAAUCAACCCUUAUACAAAUAACUACUGUAUACGUGAUUUAUAGGUUUCUACUGAAAUGCUCCAAUCUAUAAAUUUAGGACAUUUCGAUAUAAAUAUUUUUUCUAGGGGAUGUUUGGAAUAUACCUCAUUGUAGCAUAGAAGGUUCCUUGAAUAAUGCUGUUUGGAUAAUCCUACUGAAAAGCAAAGGAGCACUCAUGGGAAAUGUUCUGCAACAUGGACACUGUAAAGGAACAAAUGGAAUAUUAAUCUACAUUAUUAAAGAGCAAUCCAAAUAUAUUUUGAACACUGUGUAAAUAUUAUCACAAUCUGUCCAUAGCUGUGUUGCUAUAUUGGUCCAUACUCGCAUGUUCUGAAAGUAGUAGGUAUACCAUAUGAACACUUACUCAAAUGUAUUAAUCUUUAUUUAGAUUAUUGUAUUCUAAAGAUUAUUUUUAAUAAAAGCAUGUUCUUUUGUAUAAAAGUGUUACAUAUAGUUUAGUUGUGAAAAUAUUACUAGAUGAUGCAAAAUCACCUCCUUGUGUACACAUACUGUCAGUGUUACAUUCAAACAGAUAAUGAACACCUAAUGCCAGGCAAUUGACACACCCCUUCAGUACUGUGAUAUAUAGUUACUGAAGAGAAGAGCGUGGACACAGGCUGGGUUUUAUUGAUUACAACUUUUUAAGGUUUCAAAGUAAAAUCAAUUGUGUUUUUGUGGUAAAUGUUGCCCUACUAUAAGAGGUAGAAGAAAGCAUGAACAUUAAAUAUCAUUGUAUUCACUGUUGUUAUUUUGUAAUGUUGUAAUGUAGUAUUUUGUAAUGUUUUGCAGUGUUAGAUAUUACCAUGCAUAUCUGUGAUUAAGUUGGUAUUUUCUGUGAAAUGUAAAAGAACAUAUUUAAGCUUUAUUAUUCAUGUUAAAUGUGUUAUCCUGUUUAGGUGUUUAUUGCUUGAUCUGUUGUUUUCCAGUCCAGGUCUUUAUCAGGAUUUUAAAUACCCACUGGAGAAUAUGCAUGAAACUCUCUAUUAGCAUUUAUUUCUCUGUAUAUGAAACAGUAUUUUAUAAAUAUGUCCUGCUAGCAACUUGCAUAAAUUCAGCUAUAAAUGAGAAAAGUAAUUAAAGAUG
This is a messenger RNA of Lepisosteus oculatus (spotted gar), 5102 nucleotides long. RefSeq names its product protein kinase C, theta (gene prkcq). Gene Ontology annotation, molecular function: ATP binding; diacylglycerol-dependent serine/threonine kinase activity. Lineage: Eukaryota; Metazoa; Chordata; Actinopteri; Semionotiformes; Lepisosteidae. Gene Ontology annotation, biological process: intracellular signal transduction; peptidyl-serine phosphorylation. The record is from RefSeq and is a predicted model, not a curated record.